Messenger RNA from Zeugodacus cucurbitae (melon fly), 1471 nucleotides. It is a transcript of the gene Vps29, whose product is annotated as vacuolar protein sorting-associated protein 29. The record is from RefSeq and is a predicted model, not a curated record. The transcript has a single exon. Gene Ontology annotation, cellular component: retromer complex; endosome. Gene Ontology annotation, biological process: intracellular protein transport; retrograde transport, endosome to Golgi. Bases 1 to 549 code for a protein of 182 amino acids. NCBI's taxonomy places the organism in Eukaryota, Metazoa, Arthropoda, Insecta, Diptera, Tephritidae.
AUGCUGGUUCUUGUUCUUGGUGAUCUUCAUAUUCCACAUCGUUGUGCCAGUUUACCGGCGAAAUUCAAAAAGUUGUUAGUUCCAGGUCGUAUUCACCAUAUACUUUGUACUGGCAAUCUUUGCACAAAGGAAACGUACGAUUACCUCAAGACACUGGCUAAUGACGUACACAUUGUUCGCGGAGAAUUUGAUGAAAAUUUGAGUUAUCCAGAGCAGAAGGUAGUAACAGUCGGACAAUUUCGAAUUGGAUUGUCACAUGGACAUCAGGUUGUGCCCCGUGGCGAUCCAGAAGCUCUAGCAUUGAUUCAACGGCAAUUAGAUGUAGAUAUAUUAAUAUCGGGUCACACAUAUAAGUUUGAAGCUUAUGAACAUGGAAAUAAAUUCUACAUCAAUCCCGGAUCUGCUACUGGUGCUUUUAAUCCUCUGGACAUGAAUGUAAUACCAUCUUUUGUACUUAUGGAUAUUCAAAGUACAACUGUUGUGACAUAUGUAUAUCAGCUUAUUGGCGAUGAAGUGAAAGUCGAGCGUAUUGAAUACAAGAAAAUUUAAUAUGGCUUAUCUUGGAUUGCAUCAUAGAGAACACUCCCAUCUGAUGUGCUAAGCACAGCCGAUAAGCACGUCAAUAUACUACAUUAAUUACUUGUAAAUGUGCGUUCGCAUGUACAUUCAUAAAUUAUACUAAUAUUAAAAAUAUAUAUAUCCAAAAAUGUGUACGGUUGUAUUCAUAUAGUAUGAGGAUCAUUCCCUAAUAUAAAGUAUGUUAAUUAUUUCCAAAAUGUGCAACAAUGUUGAAUAAGAAUUAAGAUAUUUUUAAAUUAAUACUGGAACAUUACCUGGUUUCAAAGAUCUGCGAUAUUUGCUCCGUUUUAUCGAAACAUACUCACCCAAAUCAAUUUUUUUCUCAAUAAAACGUUUGAAUAUGUUCAUGAUGCUGUAUAAAUUUGAAUUUAUUUAAUUACCAAUGCAUAAAAUUUAAUACAAUUAUAUCAAUUACGCAUAUUUUUCCGAUUACAUUACACUCGCUUUCAAGAUUACUAAAUACGCAUAUAAUUUGACUUGAAAACUCGUAAUAUUGCAGAAAUUGCUUUUAAUUGCAUUACUUAUUCAAUACUUGUAAUAAGACCUAUUAAUGAUUUUUAGAAAUUAAUGCAAAAAUAUCAAUAUUAUUUUUUUAAUGUGAUAAAAUAAAAACACAACUAUCAAUAUAUAUUUAGUAGUUUUAAUUUCAAAACAUACAGACGGGUAUAAUAUGCCCAAUUGGCACUAAACAAACUGUAAUCUUAAAAAAGUUUGUUUUGUGAUCUUUCGAUUAAAAUUUGUGUGUUCAACACCGAUGUUUCAUAGUAUGAUUUGCUUAUAUAAAAAUGAUUUGGAGUAGCAAAAUGAUUUUUAUAAAUAUGUAUGUUCAGUUUUUUAUUAAUAGUCCAUAUUGCAUAUGCCUUGGAUGAAAGUUUUUGGCGUUUUUUUUUUU